AUGGCGCCGCCAGGCGGCGCUGUUUUGAGUAUUCCGAAAUUUGCUGAAAGCCAAAGAAACUUGCCUAUUAUUUGGGUAGACAUUCCCAAUAUAUUAUAUACGCUAAAUACCAGCGACAGCUAGCUAACACUUAGCGCAAUGAACAAUAGAGACAGAAAAGUAGUUUCCCCACCAAUAAACUAGCUAGCAUGGCCAGUGUAAACGGAUAUAGCCUAGCUAGCUAACGUUACCGCAGCCAACAAGACUUAGUGUCUUCGCAUGAAUGAAGAACUAACGGCAUCCAAUGAUUCAAAGGAAAGCAUCACUCACUGUCCGACCUACAGCACAGGAGUACGCUCAGCCCGGCGCAGAAACAUGUUGCUUCACAAACCGUUUGUUUGGGUCCUGUCAGUCCUGUGUGCCACUGACGUGUGUUGGGGAUUUGCCUACGACCGGCCCCGACGCUCCGGAGAGGACGGGACUCCAGCCAGGACAGAGUCCCGCUCUGCGCCUCAGUACGUGGCCACCUCCGGCUCCUGCAGGAACCGGUGCUUUGAGCUGCUGGAGCUGGAGCCGCCAAACUGCCGCUGUGACAACCUGUGUAAGACGUACAGCGGCUGCUGCUCGGACUUUGAUCAGCUCUGUCUCCGGACAGAGGGGGGUUAUGAGUGCAGUAAGGAUCGCUGUGGGGAGACUCGGAAUGAACAACAUGCCUGCCACUGCUCUGAUGACUGUCUGGCCAGAGGAGACUGUUGCACCAACUACAAGUCUCUGUGUAAAGGGGACAGUUCAUGGCUGCAGGAUGAGUGUGAGGAGAUCAAGACAGCUGAAUGUCCUGCUGGGUUUUUGCGCCCACCACUCAUCAUGCUAUCAGUGGAUGGAUUUCGAGCUUCUUAUAUGAAGAGAGGAAGCACUGUCAUACCCAACAUCGAGAAACUGAGAACAUGUGGAUCCCAUGCUCCAUACAUGAGGCCUGUUUACCCGUCAAAAACCUUCCCCAACCUCUACUCACUGGCUACGGGUCUUUACCCAGAGUCUCAUGGUAUCAUCGGCAACUCCAUGCAUGACCCGCUGUUUGAUGCCACCUUCACGCUGAGAGGCCGAGAGAAACUCAGUCACCGCUGGUGGGGAGGACAGCCAAUCUGGAUCACAGCACUCAAACAGGGAGUGAAGGCUGCCACCUUCUUCUGGCCUGUUGCUAUCCCAUUGGAGAGGCGCAUACUGACCAUGCUGCAGUGGCUCCACCUCCCUGAAGCAGAGAGGCCCUACGUUUACGCCAUGCACUCUGAACAACCAGACGUAUAUGGACACAAAAUGGGACCCAUGAGCAUAGAAUUGAACAACCCUCUGAGGGUGAUUGACAGAAUUGUUGGCCAACUGAUGGACGGACUUAAACAGAUGAAACUACACCGUUGUGUCAACAUCAUCCUGGUGGGGGAUCAUGGUAUGGAGGAAGCCCACUGUGAUCGCACCGAGUUCCUCAGUAACUACAUGACCAACGUUGAUGACAUCAUCCUUAUCCCGGGGUCUCUAGGCAGAAUACGCUCAAGAUACCCCAAUAACCCGAAAUAUAACCCCAAGGCUGUUGUUGCAAAUCUAACAUGUAAAAAGGCAGACCAGCACUUUAAGCCGUACUUGAAGCAGCACCUGCCUAAGAGACUGCAUUACGCCAACAACCGACGCAUUGAAGACAUUCACCUGCUGGUGGAGAGGAAGUGGCACGUUGCCAGGAAAGCUCCGGAAGGGAAGAGGCACUGUGGCUUCUCUGGGGACCAUGGCUAUGACAAUAAGAUCAACAGCAUGCAGACUAUUUUCUUGGGGUAUGGACCUACAUUUAAAUUCAAGACUAAAGUUCCAGCCUUUGAAAACAUUGAGCUUUAUAAUGUCAUGUGUGAUCUUCUGGGUCUGAAACCAGCUCCUAAUAACGGAACCCAUGGCAGUCUGAACCACCUGCUGAGAAACCCACCCUACAAGCCCACCAUGCCGGAGGAGGUUUCCAGGCCAGUGGCCUCUGGUCUGGUUGAUGGGGGAACAGAGGACCUGGGCUGCAGCUGCGAAGACAAGUUGCGUGUAAAAAGUAGGGGCCAGAGAGGUUUGAAAGUGACCCUUGUACGAGGCUAUAACCUGGAGUCACUCUGGCUCUGUCUCUUACAGAACAAAGUGGAGGAGCUAAACCAGCGACUGAGGCAAGCUAUUGAUGACAGCAGGAACCUGCCGUACGGUCGGCCUGCUGUACUCUUCCGUACCAAAUACUCCAUCCUCCACCACAGUGACUUCAUCAGCGGCUACAGCGAGGCUCUCUCCAUGCCUCUCUGGACAUCCUACUCCGUCAGCAGACAGGUGGAAGUGUCCCCUCUGCCUGAAGCCCUGUCUAACUGUGUGCGAGCUGACAGCAGAGUCCCUCCAGCCUACAGUCAGUCCUGUACCAACUACAGAUCCGACCGACAGAUCAGCUACGCCUUCCUGUUCCCGCCACAGUUAUCCUCAGCCGUAGACAAAAAAUAUGAUGCCGUCCUCAUCACCAACACCGUUCCCAUGUAUCCUGCGUUCAAAAGAAUAUGGAGUUACUUCCAGAGAGCACUGGUGAAGAAAUAUGCCACCGAGAGAAAUGGAGUGAAUGUGCUCGUUGGACCCAUAUUUGAUUACGACUACGAUGGUGUCAGCGACUCGGCUGAGAAGAUAAAAGAGUAUCUGAGUGGGACAUUACCCGUCCCCACGCACUACUUUGUGGUCCUGACCAGCUGCUUAGACUUCACUCAGGCCGCAGACUCGUGUAGCGGGCCGCUGAGCACCGCUGCCUUCAUCCUGCCACACAGAGCCAGCAACGACGAGACCUGCAACAGCUCGGAGGACGAGUCUCGCUGGGUGGAGGACCUGAUGAAGAUGCACACAGCUCGAGUCCGAGACGUGGAGAUCCUGACGGGCUUGGACCUGUACCGCAGAACAACCCGGAGCUACGCCGAAAUCCUCUCGCUCAAGACCUACAUGCACACGUACGAGAGCGAGAUCUGACGUCUGCUGGCUCUGUUCACAUUAAUGUUGCUGAUCUUUAUCAACCGUGGUGGAUGUAUGUGGUACAAGGAGGAGAUGUGAUCAUCUCUGUUACACUCUCGCUGGAUGCUACGGCUGCUGGAUGCAGCUGCAUGUUCACUGAGCAUUUGGUUUAAUCUCAUUAAUUUCAUCCAUGAAGAUCCCGCUUUAACACCACUGAGCUACUAGCUGUGGUACUGUCCACUGUAUUCUGUUGAGCAGUAGGAAAAUAUAAAGACAUCCAGGCACUCAAAUCCAAUGAAAUUACAUCAAACUAAAAAAAACUCCACAUCAGGAACAACACGACCUACAUGCAGAAUUAUUCUGGCAGACACCGUGCUUAGUUUGUCUUACUUUAGUAUGCAGUUUUUAUAAGCAAAGGGUAUAUACAGUAUAUACUGUAAAAAUAAAGGGCUGAAUUGAAUCUAUACCAGUUAUUUUGUGUCAUAAUGUGUAAAUAUCAGACAGGUCAUUAAUGGUCAAGUUUCCUUGGGUUCAUGGC
Sander lucioperca (pikeperch) is the source of this 3511-nucleotide messenger RNA. RefSeq names its product ectonucleotide pyrophosphatase/phosphodiesterase 2 (gene enpp2). The transcript is spliced from 26 exons. Gene Ontology annotation, molecular function: nucleic acid binding; calcium ion binding; phosphodiesterase I activity. Gene Ontology annotation, biological process: phosphatidylcholine catabolic process; immune response. NCBI's taxonomy places the organism in Eukaryota, Metazoa, Chordata, Actinopteri, Perciformes, Percidae. The record is from RefSeq and is a predicted model, not a curated record. The coding region runs from base 259 to 2991 and encodes 910 amino acids.